Messenger RNA from Fraxinus pennsylvanica, 1056 nucleotides. NCBI's taxonomy places the organism in Eukaryota, Viridiplantae, Streptophyta, Magnoliopsida, Lamiales, Oleaceae. The record is from the annotation of a GenBank genome assembly.
AUGUUCAUAGCGGCGUUGCCGUUUGAAAAAUUAGCCUCGGAAAGCCGUUGGAGCUCCGUACCACACGUAUCUUUACUUUUCUCCUUCUCUGGCCCUCUUCUUUUUCCUAUUAAGCUUUCUUUGAUUUCCAUCGUUCCUAUUCCGCCACGAUUCCAUCCCAUAACACCGGGAUUUUUAAGGAGGAUUAUGAAAGGGGAUAGAAUGGCGAAAAGAUCCUCUUUUGGAAACAUGGUGAGAAGGAGGCUUUCAGAUAUUACUAAUUCUUUGCCAAAUCCCAAGUCCCCUGUGAUUAUGGAGAAGUUUCCCUUACAUUCUGCUUCUGGCAAAGAUUAUAUUGACCAUCUUGUUAAGGAAAACGUUGGAUUGGUGAAACUUAUUCAAGACAAAAAUAAAAUCAUAGAACUAAGUGGAAUAGAGAUUCAGAAUUUGAGAGUGAGUCUUCAGAAGAUGCAGUUGCAGAACUGGAAUCUUGCUCAAUCAAAUAGUCAUAUGUCAGCGGAACUUAAUUUGGGUAAAGAAAGGUUGAAAACACUGCAACAUGAACUAGUGUGUAAGGAAGCUGUUCUUAAAGCAAAGAAUCGAGAACUUAAGGGGCCAAGAGAGGUGAACGUUGAAAAGAAUGGAUUACAGAAGGAUACAAAGGAGCAGGAAAUGGUCGAUAUGGAGGCUGGAACUAAUGAGGAUAACAAACUGGGAAAUGGAAGCAGGAGACGACAUACCUCAAGAAGCCAAUCUUUAGGCCAGUCGACGUCAUCUCAACAAGUUGGAGAGAAAGAUGCAAUGAGAACUAAAAGGCGUUGUUUGAGAAGACAGUCUGCCACUUAUAGAAUACAACAUCAUGAACCAGCAGAGAACUUGUUCGAGAAUGAAUACGACACAUUUCCAGUGGCCAGACCAUUGAAUAGUCCCACACAUGUAGAUGGAUCAUAUUCACCGCCUUCAUCUAAAGCUCGUGAAUCACGUAGAACUUCCAUUGGACGACCUCUGCGAAGUGCAGUCGAGAAGGUUGAAUCCUACAAAGAAAGACCUAUUAACAUCAAAAUGAGGAGAACAUAA